Lethenteron reissneri (Far Eastern brook lamprey) is the source of this 4370-nucleotide messenger RNA. Its product is annotated as ankyrin repeat domain-containing protein SOWAHA-like. NCBI's taxonomy places the organism in Eukaryota, Metazoa, Chordata, Hyperoartia, Petromyzontiformes, Petromyzontidae. Gene Ontology annotation, molecular function: protein binding. The record is from RefSeq and is a predicted model, not a curated record.
AUGGGAGAUAUUCAGAGUCACCACAUGGAAAGGCAUCAAGAUGAGUUUCAUAAACGUCCAGAUCUGGGCUACACAGACACACGCCCAAAAGUCUGGACCUACCCACCACUGGAAGACUCUGAAUCCAGUCUGGAAGGACAAGACAUGUUCGUGCCAAAUUUGUUACCGGACAGAGACGAAGUACACCCAGGGCACGUGUCUACGCUCGUCAGCUGUGACGAUGGAGCCAUCCUGGACAAACCUCAUCCUCGCCGCUCUACACAAUCAGAUGUGGAUAACAUUCCUCCUCUGUUUGCCAAAACCAUGGAGACGGUCCCCACGGAGCCGCGGGCCCCAUCACCAGUGCUGUUAACGGCACUGCCGGUAACUUCUGAACAGCUGAGUGGCGAUGACCAGACUUUAAUUGAACGGCAACAAGGCCACUACGACUCUGAGGAUGACAAUGCUUUGGCGGACAACCUGCGUCGCGUCGCAGCUGAAAUCGUCCACUCUCCAUUGCGGACUCGGGCGCAGGUCACCCGCGCGGCGUGGAAACAACAACAACAGCAGCAGCAGUCGGCACAGCCGCUGGGGGAGCACUCCUUGGCUCCUUCCUCGUCGUCAUCCUCUGCCGCGCCAGGCUCACAGGACAACAAUGACGACGACCCCUCCUACGGAAGCGCCGACGAGGCUUUCGCCUCUAACGUCCGACGCGUGGCCAAGGGCCUGCUGACGGCGCAGACGGGGGGAGGUGGGCAGAGCCACCUGAGCCGACAGGGCUCGCGCAUGUGGAAGAAGCCCGUGGUGCCCGUCGACUGGGGUGUAUGCGUUCCGCAGGAGGUCAGCAGGAUCAACGAGCUCCUGACGCACAGCACCUCCCGCAACAAUCUCCGCAAGCAGCAGCAGCAGCAGCAGCUGGUGGAGCCAAAGCAGCAGGACAAGGUGAAGAAGGUGGUGCCGGUUCACCUGGACACGGCGCCGGCGGGGAUCGAGCGCGGGGGACCGGCGAGAGAGACACGUGUGCGGGAACGUUCUAGAGACCGCCUACAACCAGAGACCUUGAGCAGAGUCCAACGUGUCUGGAUGCUUUCUGCAGUCCGGGGCGACUUCCGCUCUCUCUUCCGGGUCAUGAAAACCAACCCUGACCUGCUGCUCACGAAGGACUUGGUGUCGGGCUUCACGGCCCUGCACUGGGCGGCGAAGCACGGAGACACCAACGCUCUCAUCGUGCUCUACCAGCAACUGAACAAAACGCGUCCACCACACGCGCUGGGUGCCACAGGCCCUGGGGUGGAGGAGCCGCGGUCGCGCGUGGGCCACACGCCCCUACACGUGGCGGCCAUGUGUGGCCACAAGGAGGUCAUGAGGCUGCUGGUGAACAGAUUUGGGGCGUUUGUGGGAGCACGAGAUGCUGCCGGCCGGCGACCGGGACAGUACCUCCCAGCGUCGUCCUCGUCAGCUGACAUCAUUACCUUGCUGGACUACCGCCCGGGCCUUGCUCGCCCCGUUGCCGCACCAUCGCCCGGCCCUCUUCGCGCGGCAAAGAAAACCGGGGUCAGCCUGGCCUCCUCACAGUCUAUGAGCCGCAAGAGCGUCAUGUCCGUCAUGUUUGGACACGGCUCUGAAGAUGGCCACUUUGUGAAACCGGGGCGGCCAAAAUCAUCCUACCUGUCGUGAGCACACUAAUGUGCGUCUGCAUGCGUUUCCAGGAAACCCUCGGGCUGUAUAAAAAACCACGUUUCCUUCAAUGGUUCAUGCAGAAUGUGGUUAGAUGCUUGAUUCUUUAUUAAUUUAUGGUUGGGUAAUGUACUGUAAAUAUAACCAUCGAGCCCUGGGGUCAUGGAGGUUAUUUGACCAUACUUCCAACACGCUGGUCAGUGUGGGGUUGCUGAUGGCUGGGAGCAUGGAUGCGUGAGUAUAGUGUUACAGUACAGGACAACAGUGGAUUUUUCUGCACUGCCUUCUGGUGCUCCACAACCUAUGACCUCUAUUAUGCUUGAUGGUCGCCUAUCCAAGCACUAUCCAGGCUUAAUAUUGCUUAGCUUGUGAGAUCUGACGAGGGUGGGUGUGUUCCGCGUGAUUUUGUCAAAUACUGUCCUGGUUUUUUGUUGUAUUGCUCCCAGGUAUGCAGAACGUCAUUUAUAUGCUGCUGAACCUGGGCCCUUCUGGCUUGAUAUUGAAUGCGGUUUAUAAUUGCAGAGCAAUGCAGAGAACUGAAACAUACAGUUGCAGUAAUGGACUUUGUGAUGCCUUGCGUAAAGUGCGUGUGCCACCUGGGGCAGUGUUGGCGAUGCAGACUGCACUUGAGUGUUUAUCGCGAGCGUUAUGCCAAUGGUACUGAAAAUAAGUAGCUGAUGAAGUCGUCAGCACGCCCAUCGUAAAGCUAAUUACACUGGAUCAGUGAUGCGAUCCCUUGUCUUCCCAUUAAUACGGCAAGGAAUUACCACAGCGUGGCUUCUGUAAAGCAAUAAGACACUGCAGUCAUUGAUUGAGCGUGUGGGCAAUUGUGUGCCAGUGUAGUAGCAGUGUUCCAAAAUUAGAAAAUUAGUCUCAAAAUGAUAACUGGUUAUUGUAUGCCUAACAAUAUUCAUUUAGAAAAUAAGAGAUGUGUGUACAUGAGCUUUGCUUGUGUUACGAAUUCAAUUGAAAGGAAAAACAUGUUUGUGACAAGAAAUAUGUUACUGCUCAGAUGUUUUUUUAUUUGAUUUUCCAAAGGAUUUAACUUUCCUGUGAAGUUGGUAAAUAACUUGUUUUGCUCCACUAAUUUCGAGGUGGGUUUGUAAAUCAAAUAGCAGGCAUCGUGCUGCAGUGCCCAGGCCAGGGUAUGUGUGGAAGUGGAACUUCCUUCGCACCAUACGUAGCCAAUCGUGCUAAUUGGAGGUGGUGCAGUCGCAUGUACUGGGACAUUGCUCAUCAUUUAGGCCAGUGGAAAAAUAUGCUGUUUCUAUUAUUACCACUAUUCAGAGGUGUGGACUCGAGUCAUGUGACUUGGACUCGAGUCAGACUCGAGUCAUGAAUUUGAUGACUUCAGACUCGACUUGGACUUGCAUAACAAUGACUUUGUCCCACCUCUGCCACUAUUAUUACUUGCCUGAUGGGUGCACUUGGUUUAGGGACUGCGGUAAAAUUAACAUUGGCUUGGUUCUGCUUGGCACUACUUGGGUCAUGGUCGUCUUGUAAAUAUCCUGUCAAUAAAGCUUUCACUCUGUGCCUUGGUAAGACAUGUCAGACGAACAAUUCAAGUGCACCUCGAUGAUGCGGCAUCAAAAUACCACGGUACCUCUGCACGUUUUAAAUGCUGUAGAUUUUUAAAUAAGAUUCGUAUUGAACGUAGAAUGUAAAAAAAACUACGCAGAUGUAAAGAUGCCGUAAGUACAGUGGUGCAAAUAUGAGGAUAUACGCCGUUACGCCAUGCCGGCACUUGUCACAAGACCAAACUUGUGUACCGACACUUUUCAGAAUGGUUCCUUUUCCUAUGCCACGUUGAUUCCAUAGAGAGGAAACAGCAGUGACCAUGGGCUGCAGGACGAAUAGGUUUCAUACCGGCACAUGUCCUUUGACAACUGUGUAAGUGCUCGCAUUUAGGAACGAGAUACAUCUUGAUGGAGAAGAAUGCUCGUCUUGAUUGGAUAGUUCUGGGUUUACACAGUGGGAGGAAAGUGGGAAGUUGAUGGAAGGACGUGUCAGACAGUGGAGCCCGCUAUUGUGCGGAGAUGGAUGGUGGGGAAUUGCGAAACAAUGUGUGCAGUGAAGUGACGAGAAAUAUGUAUUUAUCAUGUGCAGUACAAUGUUCACUUUCCACAAACUCGCAAAUACCAACACGACUUGGGAGCACACGUUUGGUGCCAUAUACGAAUAAAUUUCGAUUUAAAGCUUUCGUGACUGCAGGGAUUCAUCUUCUUGGUUCUUUCGGUAAAGUCACGUAGAAGGGAAGUAAUAAAAUAAUAAAAAUAUUAUUUUAUUACUUCCCUUCUACAUGACUUUACCGAAAGAACCAAGAAGAUAUACGAAUAAAUUUAGAGUUAUACAGUCACAGGCUUGUUUUCUUUUUUAAGUGACUUGUUACGAUGCAUGGGGAAUGCAGUGCUUUGUUAUACACGGAGAUGACUGCCUUAAAACUGCGUGAUGAUAGAUUUUUCUUAGGUUUUCACGCAUUGUGAGGGUCUAUUUUAACUUAAAUUUGUUGUCUUGAGUCUUGAAUUACAAUUGUAAUGUACAAAUCUUAUCAGUCCGCUGCUGCAUGAAGGGCUGAUAGUCUUAUUUGCAAGUAACGACUCAUCAAGAUGGCAAACGCAAUACUUAACAGCAUUAAAUAAUUUGCGUCAUUGUGGAGAAUGUAAGUACAGAAACAAUAAAUAGAGAAUAAGCCUCCUUCCCAUGUUCCUGCACAU